Molecule: messenger RNA, 516 nt
Organism: Guillardia theta CCMP2712
Lineage: Eukaryota; Cryptophyceae; Pyrenomonadales; Geminigeraceae
Exons: 9
Coding region: 1-516 (171 amino acids)
Source: RefSeq, a predicted model, not a curated record
AUGUUUAAGGAAGAUCCAAGAUUCGGAGAGCCGAUGCCAAGAAACAUUGACAUGUUGGAGGAACAGCAAGAACUGCUCGAAUUGAGAGACAACAUCUGUUGUCCACUUGCUGUUGGAGAAAUCUUGAACGACCUGUUGUGCACCAUCGAGGACUGUUCAACUUAUCCCAUAUUCAAGCGCGGAGCUCGAGUGGUGAUGGGCUUGAUGGGCUCUAAGCAACUGGACCUUGUUGUAGCCGCCAAAGAUGUUGGAGAAAAAGGCGCGAAAACGAUUCUGAAUGAGCUGCCAAAACAAUGUAAGACACACAACGUUCCUCUCGUUUGGGUUGAAAAGUCCGAGGACAUUGCGAAAGCUUGCGGUUCCAAGAAGCCUGUGGCUUGCAUCGGGUUAGUCGGCUCUGAAGGAACACAGUUUCUUGGAGCAAUCCGGUCCAUCGUCUCGAGAGUGUUCAACGGUGAAACAACACUACGCGAGUUUACUUCAACUGUUAAAAGAUUAAACCCAGCUAAGCAAUAG